CUCUUUGCUUCUUCAUCAUAGACAUUUGCACGAUGGAACAAGUGGACGAGGAGCGCGUCGCAGAGCUCAAUCUCUUCAUUGAAGAGACUGCAACCGCCAUCUUCCAGAUUCACCACUUUGUGACCACUCAAACGGGACAGGUGCGCGACCUUGUCGACAAGAUCCAGAGCAAUACAAAGGCCAUUGCUGCAUGGAAGGCCAUGCUCGCGCACGGGGCUGCCCAGGUGCAGUCGGGCGCUGAAGCACAACGCUCGGCGCAAUCCCAGCGAGCGAACAUUGUUGGAGCACCGGUCGGUCCGUUGCGGAUACCACGAGCAACGCAGCAGUAG
Capsaspora owczarzaki ATCC 30864 is the source of this 329-nucleotide messenger RNA. RefSeq lists its product as hypothetical. Lineage: Eukaryota; Filasterea; Ministeriida; Capsasporidae. The transcript has 2 exons. Bases 33 to 329 code for a protein of 98 amino acids. The record is from RefSeq and is a predicted model, not a curated record.